This is a messenger RNA of Fibroporia radiculosa, 8139 nucleotides long. RefSeq lists its product as uncharacterized. NCBI's taxonomy places the organism in Eukaryota, Fungi, Basidiomycota, Agaricomycetes, Polyporales, Fibroporiaceae. Gene Ontology annotation, biological process: fatty acid biosynthetic process. The transcript is spliced from 34 exons. The record is from RefSeq and is a predicted model, not a curated record. Gene Ontology annotation, molecular function: fatty acid synthase activity; 3-oxoacyl-[acyl-carrier-protein] synthase activity. Bases 1 to 8139 code for a protein of 2712 amino acids.
AUGAUGCACAAGCAACCUCUAGAGAAUGUCGCUCGCGAUAUCCCUAGCUACACAAAUCCGGACCCUCACGCCGUAGCUAUCGUCGGCAUGUCGAUCAAUGCACCUGGUGGUGUUGACUAUGGUCUUGAUACUGAGGAAUUUUAUACUUUCCUCCAAAACCGAGGAUCCGCCAUUAUUACCGCUCCUGGAGAUAGAUGGAACGCCGAAGCUUUUCAUGGCACUGGGCCGGGAAAGAUCUCCACCACCAAGGGGGGGUUUAUUCCUAACAUUAGUUAUGCUGAUCCUCAAGAGUUCGGCAUUACUCCUGUGGAAAGCCAACAAAUAUCUAACUCUCAAAUGCUUCUGUACGUGACUAAAAGCAAACUUGAAGUCCCGCUCCAUCGCAGCGGAAUCGACUAUCGUGCUACAAGCACUGGUGUAUACGUUGGCUCCGCAUCUGCUGAGGGCGCUGUAUUUGAAAUGGACAUAGCACAAGCAGGACCGUAUUAUAUGACGGGAACCACUAACUCAAUCGCUGCGAACAGACUGAACUACGUGUUUGAUCUACUCGGUCCAUCCAUGCCCAUAGACACUGCAUGCUCGUCCGCGCUGACAGCGAUGCAUGUUGCUGUCCAAGCCGUCCGCAACGGUGAAUGUGACCAAGCUGUGGUAGCCGGUGUCAACAUCAUCCAAAGCGCACUUGACUACGUGGCAUUCAGUCAGUUGGGUGUGCUCAGCCCCGAUGGCAUAUCCAAGUCCUUUGACGAAGAUGGUAAUGGGUAUGCGCGUGCUGAUGUCGCCAGCGCAGUUGUUAUCAAGCGCCACGAUCUCGCCGUCAAAGAUCACAACCGCAUCCACGCGACGCUUGUUGGUACGGCCCUGACUUCAUGCGGUUCCAUCAUGGGCUCCCUCACGACCCCGAGUCCCGAGGCGCAGGCUUUGGCGAUUCGGCUUGCAUAUCGAGACGCUGGUCUUGAGCCUCAUCAAGCUGAUUUCGUCGAGCUCCAUGGCACAGGUACGCUUGUUGGUGAUUCGACAGAAGCGAACAAUGCCGGUGCCGUCUUUGCUGCGAAGAGGGACUCCAGAGAGAUCCUCAUUGGAUCCGUGAAGAGUAAUGUUGGUCAUGGUGAACUGGGCGCAUAUAUGACGUCUUUAGUGAAGGUCGCCAUGAUGUUGGAAAGGAAGCAAGUCCUGCCUAAUGGCUACUUCAAGAAGCCGUCGUCCCGAAUUGAUUUUGAGAAGUUCAAGCUACGUGUUCCCGUGUCUGUCGAGGAUUUUGUACCCGGAAAUCCCCAACUCGGUCGAAUUGCAUCUGUAUCUAGCUAUGGGUUUGGAGGUGCCGGCGGCCAUACUGUUCUACGUGAACACGAACCGCGGCCUACUUUACCUGGUCAUAUUACCUUGCAAGAGCCACUGUACCUCUUUGCUGUUGGUGCUCUGUCCCUGAAGGGAUGUGUGACUCUCAGCGAAAAAUACAAGGAAGAGUGCGCUGAAGUUGACCCUCUUGCCUUGUGCGAGCACUUGGGAAACCGUGCACGCCAACUCCCAUGGAGGUCCUUUUCAAUCGCUGAAUCUAUCGAGUCGGCAACAUUUCCUGAACCAGUUCUCGUUCCCAAACGUCCUCAUCCUCUCGUCUUUUGUUUCUCGGGUCAGGGUCCGCAACACUGGAAGCAAGGCCGGGAGCUAUAUAGCACUUUCAAAACUUUCCGCGAUAGUAUCAAUGACUGCGAUAAGGUGCAUACCGAGUACACAGGAGAGUCUUUCAUCGAGACGACAGGUCUGUUCAAGACCGAUGCACCCAAGGAUUCUGGAUUGGCCGCUAGCUUGAUAUGGCCUUCCGAUAUCACCUCCAUUUCUCUCACAUUCUUCCAGAUUGCGCUAUUCGAUCUCUUGACUUCUUUAAAUCUGAAGCCAGAUACAAUUGUUGGACACUCGGUUGGAGAGACAGCCGUCUUGUAUGCCUCAGGCGCAGUGCCACGUAGCAUGGCCGUUAAGAUAGCGAUUGCUCGUGGAAAGGCUCUUUCCACGGUGGACAACACCGGGGGCGGUAUGGUGGCUGUUUCUGGUUGUGACGCAGACAAAGUACGCGAUCAUGCAGAAACGGCGAUUACGCUGGCUGGGCUGGAUGUCGAUUCGGCGAGUGGACAGCUGUUCCUCGCGUCAUUCAACAGCCCCACAGAUAUAGGUGUAUCCGGUUCAGAGAAACAUUUAGAGGUGUUCGCAAGUUUCAUAGAGAGAUGGGUGAGCGAUGUCGUCGCGCGCAAACUUCGCAUCAAUACCGCCGUCCACUCUCCCUUCGUCGAUCCCUGCGAGUCGCAAUAUCGCCGAGACCUAGCUGCUAUUUUCGCGGAGUAUCCCGGUCCCCAUGUACCCAAGAUUCGGACGAUGUCCACAGUCACCGCCGAGUUCAAAACAGACUCGUAUACGCCUGAUUAUUUGUGGAACAACUUGCGCCAACCUUUUCCCCUCAUCCCGUUCUAUCUCAGGCAAUAUAUUAAGCAAAUGGGUGCAUUUGAUGCUCUCGCCUGCAGCAAACGUCCACCGUCUGCUCGCCAUAUAAAACCUGGAUCGAGUGCCCUGAUCGAAGUGCGCACACUGCUAGAAGUUUUGGGGCGUUUGCUAUUGGUCGGUGUUAAUAAGAUCAACUUCUCGGAACUUACUGGAUGCCCAGAUGCAAAUAUCGAGGGUCCUUCAUAUCCAUUCCAACCUAAAUUCUGGCGCCUCGGCAAGGAUGAGCCAUCAUACAUUCGCAAACAAUUACCCCCGCAACGGCCUUUGAAUUCGGUUCGGCUUCGCGUCAGCCCGAUCAUUCCUGAACCGUGGAUGGGCCAGCAUGUUAUUGAUCAUACCAAUCUCAUUCCCGCGGCUGCCUACCUAGAAAUGGCCAUGGAGUUCCCGGGUGUCACUCAAUUGUACGACUGCCGAUUCGAGGCCAUGUAUGUCUUGGAUGAGUCAGGACCACCUGGGACAUUGGAAGUUUCCCGGGAAGGAAACUCUUGGUGGGUGAAGUCGUCGUCUCAGGUGGGAAAUCCGCAAGGGGACAAAGAAUGGACGAGGACAGGUCCUUCUUUCGAUACUCUCCACUCUUAUGGAAAGUUGGGUUAUGGUCGUCCUGAAUUGCAGUCAGAUGCGAUCACACAAGUCGAUCUUGAGGAGGUACUGUCUCGCUGCCCCUACACAUUUGGUCGCGACAUCCUCUACGAUCACUUGAAGGAUCUGGCGCAAUUUGGUCCUGAGUUCACACGUAUCCUGAAAGCGUCGUGCAAUGAAAAGGAAGUUCUGACAUAUAUCAAGGGCCACGUAGAUGGCUUGAAUCGUACAGACUUCGCCUUCCAUCCUGCCCUUUUAGAUGCUAUCUUCCAGACAAUUUUUCCAUGGAACCUGAUUGGUGAUAAACUGCAUCUUGGUGCCAAGCACGGACAACUACAGCUGCCGCACUCUGUUCGCCGUAUCUUCCGCAAUGAUGGCAGUACCGCUCCGCUGGUCUUGCCGGAAGAAUUUAUAGCUUAUACCGUCCUACAAGAGUGGUCGCCUUACCACUGCCUAGUGAACUGUUACAUUUUGGGUGAAGAUCAGUCGGUCAUAUUCACGGUGGAAGGGUUCCGCUUUGCGUUGGUCCAGCGUGAUGAUCAGUGGCCUAGCGAACACUUCAAGAUGUUAUGGCAGCCUCGAGACUUACCACAGUCUCACCUCGAAAGCUCAAUUGUUCUUCCAGGCCCGCCACCACAUUCCGACGCCAUAGAGUUAUUGCGCAUUCUGGAUCAGCUGGCAAUGCAGUUUACUAAGAAGACAAUAACUGCUCUACCUCACGACUUCGUUCCUACCUCACCUGAUCGCAAGCGUUACUUGGCUUGGGCAAAUGCGCUGGCUGCAAAGUUGGACGGGAAUAGCGCUGAUGCUGCCUUAGUCCCUGUUCAACUGCAAGAAAAAUAUAAAUCAUUAUUUGAGCUCACUCGGAGAGUUGGAGCCGGGCAAAAAGACAUCAUGGUCUCGUCGACUGCUGCAGUUGAGUUGCUUUUCAGUGAUGAUGUCAUGAGCCAGAUCUACGAGCAUCCGCCUUUCAUUGGUUCUGUAUUUGAUGAAACCACAUCGCAUUUCAUCAGCCUUGUCACAGAAGCACUCCAUUCUGGGAAGCAGGUAGUCCGAGUCCUUGAAGUUGGAGCAGGAACCGGAAGGUUGACCGCACUGCUUGGGGAAGCUCUUUUGGCAGCUGCCCUGCCUGAAGGCUGCUACGUUGACUACGUCUGCACAGAUGUCAGUAUUUCGCUCGCACAUGAGGCGACAGCGAAGUCCCCUUGGCCGACGAUUAUGGCCAAAGCCUUUGAUCUCAACGUCGCGAUCAGUGAACAGAACCUUGAUCCCUGCAGUUUCGACAUCGUUGUCGGCUUUGAUGUUCUGCAUGCUACUCCUGACAUUCAUGCGACUUUGACGAAACUCAGACACCUUCUCUGUCCUGGAGGUCACCUUGCUAUCUUGGAGCUGGACGGUGGCUGUUUCGCAUCGAAAGCGAUAGGCACAAUUUGGAUGGAUUUCAUCUUCGGAUCGUUCCAGGAGUGGUUUGGUGUCGUGGAUGACCGCAUUGGGUCUGCUCACUGCACAUUAACUCCGUCGCAAUGGAGAGAUGCUCUAGCGGAGGUUGGAUUCUCAGAUACUCUUCUCUUCACUUCGGACGGUGGCGCAGUGUCCCAUAUGACUUUCAUCAGUCAGCUCUCUAUCUCGCUCCCUCCCAGUAUCUCAUCUUCUGCGACACCCAGUCUCGAUUCCAGCAAGCGCAGCUCCCCCCUUUCUAACUCACCAUUGUUAGUCGCUCAAACGCAGGAAAACGACCAAAUAGCUAUAGCUCUACCUCCUUACUCAAUCGAGGUUUUGCCUGCUCCUGUUAAACAACUGCACAGCGACGAAAAGGCUGAAGAUGCCGCGGCGCUCUUCAGUUGGAGCAGGAAAGAGGAUUCAGAGCCCGCCUCAACACACGCUGGUAGCACUCAUGUAGUGCUCCGACACUUCACCAAUGGAGGGGAAGUUGCACUCGUCGACUUCAUUUCCUCAUUGGAUCCAACGUACCCGUACCUCUUCUGGCUUUACACCACUACGUCCCCGAGUGAUGCAGCCGCGGUUGGGUUAGUAAGAACGCUCCGUCAGGAAUACCCGACAUGGAAGAUUUAUCUCGCUCUCUUUCCCGAUUCGUGGACGGUGGCAGCGCAAGAGGCUUAUGUACACGCACAGCUUCUACCGUUGCCUUGGAUAGACUCCGAAGUGAUGAUUGACCAGGACGGAAAGAUGCACGUGCCGCGUCUGGUGAAGGCCUCUCCCGCCUCUCGCAAGGAACUUCGGGGUUCUAACCCGGUUCAAUUCCGAGGCCCCGAUGUCUGGCGAGCGUAUCCAGCUGAGCUUGGAUUGAAUGAUGCCGAAGUAUCAGUUCACUACAUUGGAUUGUCUCCGGCUAUGUCUGGAUGGACCGAAUUUGCUGGAGUUGUGACAGCCGUCGGCUCUGGUGUACUAGAAGAGAAUAUCAUCGGGCGCAGGGUAUACGGCGUUGCUUUGUCUGACCCCGGGAGUACCAUCGUCUGCGAUCGCUCAAAGCUUGCAUUUGUUCCUCAAGACAUGGAAACAGCCAUGGCCGCCGCUUUAGUGGGAAAGCUUAUGUUCCUAUCGUUGAUCGUCGUCGAUAUUGUUGGCAGCUCUUCGAAGAAUACCAAGAUCCUCCUUCACGCUGGCCAUUGUUCACCUGCUGCGCUCGCGACAUACGCCUACUUGAGUACCAACUCCUUCGACGUUGUUGUCACCGUCAGUGAUGCAACAUCUUCUACCAACACCUUCAACGCGCUGUCUCCGUCUUCAUCUUCCAAGUACUAUGCUUGGUCAUCUCAUGUUCGCGCUUGGGCCCCACAAGGCGUGGAUGUCGUAUUCAAUUUCGACGAGGACGUUGACGUGGCGAAGCAAACACUUUCUAUGCUUUCUCCUAGAGGCAGAUUUGUUCAAAUUGGAGGAAAGCUACCUGUGUCUCUUCCUCCCGGCCGCUGUUAUGUCUCGGUUGAGGAGCAUGUUGUUCUAGAGGCUGCUAAUGACCUUGAUCGCGCCGACAAAGUCUUUGCAGCUGCUCUUCUUGCUACCCUAACUCCAUCCAUAGACAUCUACAGCCUGCCACAACUCAUGAACGCCGACGUCCAAGAGCACAAUUCAACACUAGACCGUGUUGCUCUGGUUGACCUUCGGGCAAUUUCCCCAGAACUUCCCGUGUUGAAAGGCGGAAUGCUCAAAGGAACUGCUAUUUUCAAUCCUCGGGCAUCUUAUGUAAUUUUGGGCGGUAUUGGCGGACUGGGUGUCAACAUUGCACGAUGCCUGGUGGAAAAUGGGGCCAAACAUCUGGUUCUAACUUCAAGAUCUGGGGAAAAGGGAAUCGCAACUGCGCAACUCGUACGCGAAAGAAAGAUUGUCAACUAUCUUCGAGGAAUGCCUGGGGUAACAGUUGAUCUUCGGGCGGUAGACGUUCUUGACGCGGAGAAAACCAAGGAGUUGUUCAGGAACCUGGAGCGUCCAGUCGCCGGGGUAUUCUAUCUAGCGGUCAAGCUUAACGACCAGAUCAAGGGAAUCGAAGUUUUCCUGCAAGCGGUCAACCCUCAGUCGUUGGACUUCCUUGUCCUCACAAGUUCUAUGGCUACCGUGUGUGGCUCGCCGGGCCAGGCAAACUAUUCAGCUGCCCAGACAUACAUGGAGACUAUGGCGGCAACGCUUCCUAACACCGUCGCCAUCACAGUACCCCCUAUCACCGAUGGAGGUGUGUUUGUCCGAAGCCUGCCUCCAGGUGACGCACGCAAUGCGGCCCUGGACAAAUACAAAUCCCUUGGAAUGACUGGCUACCUUGUUGCGCAACACUGCGUGAAUGCCAUCUGGACGCUGAACUCUGACGCCUACAACACGGUCUAUAUUCCUCCCUCCGACUGGAGUGAGAUCAUGCAGCUUGGCAUACCCGAAUAUCAUUUGUCAUCCCUUCGACAUUUAUUGACCAAGCAAAGUGUUCAAGUCGCACUGGCGACUGAAGAAUGGUCCAUUCGAGCGGCGUGCGCGUCGGUACUUGCCCUUGACGUGAAAGAAAUUGCAGACAACGUCCCGCUUGCAAGUUAUGGCCUUGACUCGCUGACCUCAGUUCGAUUGAGCGGGAUGCUCAAAACUGACUUCAACGUCUCCGUAACUCAGCUCCAGCUUCUCGGAAACAGUAUGACUGUCCAACGACUGAUGGCCUUACAAGAGGAGUUGACAGUCGACUCAUCUUCUGCGGCUAUGGGGACCGCUCACAAGGACUCGCUCGAUGUGCAGGGAGCCGAAGGUGCUCAUCAUGCUGAUAUGGACAAGACGAUUGUUCGAUUGAACAACGUCACGGACGGACAUCCUUUGUUCAUCAUACAUGGUGCUGGCGGCGGCGUUCUCGUCAUGCUGAAAACGGCAGAAAUGAUGACCUGUCCUGUUUAUGGUGUUCAAGACACACCGGAUGCGCCCAUUACCGGAACCCUCGACAGACUGUGCAAAUUCUACAUGGAGAAAAUUCGAGAGAAGCAACCCAAAGGUCCCUACCGUCUCGGAGGUUUCUCAUUCGGCACCUUUGUGGCUCUUGUGAUCGCGCAAUUGCUGCAGGAGGAAGGGGAGACGGUCGAGCUGCUCAUCAUGAUCGACGGUUCGCCAGCCAUUUUCCAGAACUUCGGCAAGAAACUCAAUUUGAGCAACAUGCGAGACGAAAUCAUGACCCUUAUCCGUGAUCUUGCCACCAGCGGGACGCUGGAUAGCGGCGAGGAACUUACCACCAUGUUCGAGGACCACUUCAAGCAAGUUGCACAGGGCGGUGCCAGCGGCAAAUUUGUGUCGCAGUUCGGUCGUGCAUAUGUCGCACAUGUGUUCAUGGCAGCUCGUGCUUGUAUCACGGCAAUGCAGCAGAAGCAAGCUGGGGUGAUUGAAAAGCCGUGGCCUGCUACGAGAACGGUCGUUAUCGUUGCGGAAGAUGGCCUUCGUCGUCAAUCCAUGUCGGAAGGCCUCUCUCCCGCUUUCGAUGUAGAUCUACGUGCCCCAGAUGCGGAGUUGUACACGCUCCCGGGGACGCACUUCGGGGUUCUCCACCCCCAGUCUGGGCUCCCUCAGCUUCUCGAACAAGUGUUAGUGUCAUCGCUUUGA